AAAUACACACUGCAGCAUGGCUCUGGGGCAGCUGAGGUUGGCUACUGGACAGUUUUAUCAACAGUGACGGAAAAUAUCAGCACAAUUUCUGUGCUUUGGCGGAACCAGGCUGUAAACCUACGCGGGGAAAACAUUUCUCGGUGAAGUAUUGACCGUUACUUUUCAAACGUUACCUGGCAACCAAGUGACUGGGCUCCUGAUAGCACAGCGUGGCUGAGGAGGGCCAACACAUUUCACCUAUUUUAAAACAAAUAGUAAAAAAGAUUUCACCGAAAGUGGCCAUAAUGUCAAAGGUGAAAGCAAAGAAAAGAAACUCUUCUGCUAAAUCACAACAUCCAAAACCUACAAAGGAAAAUAACGCAGUGAAAAGGAAAAAAAAGUACUGGAAAAAAAUGCCGUUUAAAAAGAAGCUUCCUCUCAAGGAUAAAGAAAAAGCCCAAACUCAACAGAUAUUACCUCCAAAAGAUUCCCUACAGUUCUCCGCCAACUGGAAAACGUUACAAGAGAUGAUAAAGGCCAAUCCACCUGAGAAGAAGCAGCCGGCGACACCGAUACAUCACAAUGGUGCUCUGCAAAAAGUAGAGGCUAAAAACAAAUCUUCCAAAAAUAUUUCUAAGAACAAUGCCUGUCCCAGUCAGACAGAUCCUGGAAAAACAGUGAAGCACAAAACCAUUAGCAGCAAUUCUGUCCCCAAGGACUCUCGGGCGGAUGUGAAAGCUCCAGUUGUCUCAGAGACGAGACAGUCUGCUGCUCUGAAAAGGAAAAAGGACAGCACAAAUAAGUCAAGCAGUGAGCAAGCAGCCAAGAAAAAGAAAUCUGUGGUGGAAGAAACCAAACCUACAGAAGAGGACAUCUGGUUUGAUGAUGUAGACCCCGAUGACAUUGAGGCGACGGUGGGACCAGAGGCAGCGGAGAUCAUGAGGAGGAAGCAGGGCAUUUGGAAAAAUGAGGACCCAGAAAGCGUCCUGGUUAAGGAGAGAGCUUUUGAGGGCCUCACCAGAGCUGUUGCCAUCGAUUGCGAGAUGGUGGGAGUCGGUCCUGAUGGGGAGGACAGCAUCUUGGCGCGCGUGUCACUUGUGAACCAGUUUGGGAAAUGCAUCUAUGACAAAUACGUGAAACCGACAGAGAAGGUGACAGACUACAGGACAGCUGUCAGUGGCAUCCGACCAGAGGACAUCAAAGAUGGAGAGGAUGUGCAGACUGUGCAGAGGGAGGUUGCUGAGAUCCUGCGAGGAAGAAUAGUGGUUGGACACGCUAUACACAAUGACUUAAAGAUUUUACUCUUGGAUCACCCAAAAAAGAAAAUCCGGGACACUCAGAAGUAUAAACCCUUUAAGAAGACUGUAAAGAGUGGUCGACCCUCGCUGAAACUCCUCUGUAGAGAAAUACUCAAUGUCAAGGUCCAACAGGGUGAACAUUCAUCCGUCCAAGAUGCACAGGCCACCAUGAGGCUGUACACACUGGUGAAAAAACAGUGGGAAGCAGAUAUUAAAACCAGUCAGAAGGACAAAGACUCAAAUAAGAAAAGUGAGAGAAAGCCCAAGGCUCCCAAGAACAAGGGCAACCAUCUCAUGGGAUUAUGAAUGCAAAAGCAAUCUGUAAGAGGACAGAUCAUCCCUGAUCACAGCGGACUUGACUGAAAUCAUCAGAGGUUUCUGUUUGUUUUCAGAAGAGAAAGAAACCACAAGCAGAUGUUGAACACUUCUGACAAAAUUACGACACUCAUGAGCUUAUGUAAGAUCUAUCACAACUGUCCCACAAAGUGAGGAAAAACAAGCAAGCCAUGAAGAAUACCAAUGAAAAUGAAUGAUUUUCUUAAAAAACGUGUUUUUUACCAGGUGAUGACAGUGAUUUCAUCAGUCUGAACCCCUCAGACAGGGCAUUCCAGGAUGUAAAAGACUUGAUUGUUUUUGCGGAUUUGCCAAGAUUUACGUAAAAAGCCAGCAGUGACUCACACAGGGAUUUAAACAUUUGAGAGAACAUGGAAGCUGUAUUUACACUGAUCCUUUCAGCCAUUUCCUCCUUAGAUAUUUCCAGACAUCAUUUCCCCAAAGUGUUAUUCCCAGCAUCGGAGGCAGGUGUUCAAAUCAGAUUUCCUCUAUGGACACAGACCUGCAUUGCUCUUGAGAAUUCAAAGUCAUUUUUGCGAUACCACCCACACAUUGCAUCAGCAUAAUAUUUUUGCUUUAUGGUUCCAGUAUUUUAUAAUUUGUCUGUUUCGAACUUUGGUCUCUCUUGAGUUGGUUUGUUAUAGUUUGAUUCCUGGUUGCCUUAAAAGUUGUAUGUGUGGAGGUACAGUAUGAAUAAAACACAAGAGAAACUCUUUA
Messenger RNA from Thunnus maccoyii (southern bluefin tuna), 2327 nucleotides. RefSeq names its product REX4 homolog, 3'-5' exonuclease (gene rexo4). Lineage: Eukaryota; Metazoa; Chordata; Actinopteri; Scombriformes; Scombridae. Gene Ontology annotation, molecular function: 3'-5' exonuclease activity; nucleic acid binding. Bases 285 to 1583 code for a protein of 432 amino acids. Gene Ontology annotation, biological process: rRNA processing; DNA catabolic process. The transcript is spliced from 8 exons. Gene Ontology annotation, cellular component: nucleus. The record is from RefSeq and is a predicted model, not a curated record.